Sardina pilchardus (European sardine) is the source of this 1291-nucleotide messenger RNA. Its product is annotated as NACHT, LRR and PYD domains-containing protein 3-like. NCBI's taxonomy places the organism in Eukaryota, Metazoa, Chordata, Actinopteri, Clupeiformes, Clupeidae. Gene Ontology annotation, biological process: intracellular signal transduction. Bases 96 to 1211 code for a protein of 371 amino acids. The record is from RefSeq and is a predicted model, not a curated record. Gene Ontology annotation, molecular function: protein binding. The transcript has 5 exons.
AGUUUGGGAAGGUGUUCAGCUUUGUGCAUCGGAGCAUCCAGGAGUUUCUUGCAGCUCUGUAUGUAUUCCUCUGCUUCAGCAAAAGACAGAGAAACAUGCCUGACAAACAUCAAACCUCUCAGCUCUCUGCUCUGUUCACAGCUGCAACACUUCAUGACUUACAUAAGACUGCAGUGGACCAGGCUUUACAGUGUGAGAAUGGACACCUGGACCUUUUCGUCCGCUUCCUUCUGGGCCUCUCACUGGAGUCCAAUCAGAAUCUCUUAAAGGACCUACUGCCACAGAACAGAAACCAAUUGUAUACAUGUAGCUCAGAGCAAACAGUCCAGUAUGUCAAACAGAAGAUCAGAGAUCAGAGUAGCUCAGACAGAAGGAUCAACCUGUUCUACUGUCUGAAUGAGCUGAAUCACCAUGCUGUAGUGGAGGAGAAAAGCAGCUCAGAUACUCUGCAUGUAGACAUGCUCUUACCAGGAGAGUGGGCAACUAAGACAUUUGAGUUUAAGAUGUCAGAAGAGCAGCUGGCUGAGUUUGACCUGCAGAAGUACAUGAAGACACCAGAGGAAGAUCAGACUGAACUCCUCAGUCCAGAUGAAGUUCUUCAGAAGCUGCUGCCAGCAGUCACAACAUCCACAUCUGCUAAGCUGAGUAUCUGUGAUCUGACCGAUAAGAGCUGUUCCUAUCUGGCCUCUGCACUGAAGACAUCACACUCAUCAAAUCUCAGAGUGCUGCAACUGGGUGGCAAUAAGCUGCUGGACUCAGGAGUGGAACUUUUAUGUUCUGCUCUUUGUCAUCAAAACGGCAAACUGGAGAAACUAGUGCUGCAUAGCUGUAAUCUGACCGAUAAGAGCUGUUCCUAUCUGGCCUCUGCACUGAAGACAUCACACUCAUCAAAUCUCAGAGUGCUCGACUUGAGGGACAAUAAUCUGCUGGACUCAGGAGUGGAACUUUUAUGUUCUGCUCUUUGUCAUCACAACUGCAAACUGGAGGAACUACAGCUGGAUAGCUGUGGUCUGACCGCUAAGAGCUGUUCCUAUCUGGCCUCUGCACUUAAGUCUCCCUCCUCUAAUCUCACACAGCUGAUCCUGAGGGCCAAUGACCAGAUUAGUGCAUCAGCUGUAGAGCCGCUCUGUGCUCUAGUGAAGGACCCACACUGUAAACUGGAGAAACUAGUGUGGGGUAAAUGGCAUUCGUCAAAUACAGUGACAUCAUAGUAUUCAGCCACAGCCCUGAGCUGAUGAGGUCUGUGGUGCAACAGCUCAUGACAUGAGGGUAGGAUUCACACACACACACA